Molecule: messenger RNA, 4315 nt
Organism: Oryzias latipes (Japanese medaka)
Lineage: Eukaryota; Metazoa; Chordata; Actinopteri; Beloniformes; Adrianichthyidae
Product: oxysterol-binding protein-related protein 11
Cellular component (GO): Golgi apparatus; cytosol; membrane
Molecular function (GO): sterol binding
Source: RefSeq, a predicted model, not a curated record
ACCGUUUUUCUGCCGAAGCAGUAAAUAUCAGUGAGCUAGCAGACACAGGGGGUCACACCGUUAAAUCCCGGUCCUCCACACGCCGAGCCAUGGCUCGCAUCUCGUAGCCAGCUGACCUCCCAGUUUUUGCCGGAAGUUGCUGGUUCCUUGAUGAAAGGAACGGCCGGUCAGAGAAAACAAAAAAACUUUACAAAUCUCGGAAAGCUACAUGAGCUAGCCUAGCAAGCUGAGUUGACGACAGGAGGAGGUUUGUUUGGCUUUUUCCUCUCUCUCUCCUCCACCUUUAUUUUUUUAUUUUUUGUUGCCGCGAUGCAAGGCGAGACUGCGGCGAUACGGGUGCUGGAUAACGAAACAAAAGUGGAUGCAUUCCCCCAAAACAGAACCCCGAGCUCGGGGAGAGCUAGUGCCAAGAGCUGGCAGUACAGCGAUCACAUGGAGAAUAUUGAUGGUUACCUGAUGAAAUACACCAAUCUAGUGACAGGCUGGCAGUACAGGUUCUUCGUGCUCAACAAUGAAGCGGGCUUGCUGGAAUAUUUUGUCAACGAACAGUCGAGGCAUCUGAAACCCAGAGGAACUCUCCCCCUGGCCGGAGCUGUCAUCUCCCCCAGUGAUGAGGACUCCCACACCUUCACGGUCAACGCCAUCAGCGGGGAGCAGUACAAGCUCAGGGCUUGCGAUGCCAAGGAGAGGCAGCAUUGGGUCAGCAGGCUGCAGAUCUGCACACAGCACCACACGGAGGCCAUGGGGAAGUGUAACCCCCCUCCCAAGUCACGCAGCUUUUCCACGGCGUCCCAAGGCAGCGGCAGCUCACCCAUGUCUUUGCGCCGGCCUAGCCAAAACCCCACCUCCCUGUUCAGCUGGUCACAGGCCCAUAAGGGCUCGUCGGUGUACUCAAGCAAGAGAUCGCUGUUGCCUGACCACCUGAUUGAAGCCAGAGAGAUGAUGAACCAGGCCCAAGUCCAACACAGAGAUCUGAUCCAGAGCAUAGAGGGCCUCCCGGCGGCCCCCAGCCUUUCCCCCCUGGACCAGGAUCUGCUGAUGCUUAAGGCCACCUCCAUGGCCACCAUGAACUGCCUCCAUGAGUGCCUGCACAUCCUGCACCUGCAGCAGGUAGCCCGACAGAGAAGCUCUUUGGGAGGUCCCACCAUCGAGUGGCUGGAGCCCAAAGUGCCAGACAUCCUGAAGAACGGCAGCAGCUCCCUAAGCAGCUUUGCACCUGGGGAGGGCCCGCUGGAGGGGGCAGCACUGGAGCUAAACAGCCCCGAGUCCUGCAGCUUCUCUGGGGAGCAGGAGGAGAUCGAUCCAGACGAUGAGGUGGAGGACUCCUUCACGGACAAGGAGGAAGACCUGUGCGCCGUGGAGGAGGAGCGCAGCGUCAUCCUACACCUGCUGUCGCAGCUGAAGCUGGGCAUGGACCUCACACGGGUGGUCCUCCCUACUUUCAUCCUGGAGAAGCGCUCCCUGCUGGAGAUGUACGCCGACUUCAUGUCUCACCCGGAACUCUUCACCGCCAUCACAGACGGCGACAGCCCAGAGAAGCGCAUGGUCCGCUUCGUAGAGUACUACCUCACCUCCUUCCACGAGGGCCGCAAGGGCGCCAUUGCCAAGAAGCCCUACAACCCCAUCAUUGGCGAGACCUUCCACUGCUCCUGGCAGGUUGCCAGAGGGGAGGACACCACCGGGGAGUCCCCGCAGGUUAACUCAGAGCCUGUGGCCUCCCAGGAGCCAUACCUGCUGCGCUUUGUGGCAGAGCAAGUAUCCCAUCAUCCCCCUGUGUCUGGCUUCUAUGCUGAGUGCCAGGAGAAGAAAAUGUGUGUGAACACGCACGUGUGGACCAAGAGCAAGUUCAUGGGGAUGUCUAUUGGUGUCUCCAUGAUAGGGGAAGGCUGCCUCCAUUUGCUGGAGCAUGACGAAGAGUACACCUUCACUCUGCCGUGUGCCUACGCUCGCUCCAUCCUCACCGUGCCCUGGGUGGAGUUGGGAGGCAAAGUCAACAUCAACUGCGCCAAAUCUGGCUACUCGGCAGUCAUCACCUUCCACACCAAACCCUUUUACGGCGGCAAGUUACACAAGGUGACUGCAGAAGUGAAGCACAACCCAACAAACAUGGUGGUGUGCCGAGUCCAAGGCGAGUGGAACGGCAUUCUGGAGUUCAGCUGCACUAGUGGUGAAACCAAAGUGGUGGAUGUCACCAAGCUGCCCGUCACCAAGAAGCGAGUCCGACCCACGGAGAAGCAAGGGCCCACUGAAUCCAGGCGUCUGUGGCAGCACGUGACGGAGGCGCUACGGCAGAAGGACAUUGAGAAAGCCACAGAACACAAGAGGCUUCUCGAGGAGAGGCAGCGGACGGAGGAGAGGCACCGCGCUGAAACGGAGACGCCGUGGAGGACCAGACACUUUGACAAAGAGGGUGAAGCCUGGCUCUAUCACAAACCACUUUGGAAAAACUCUGCAUUCCAGUCUUAGUUUCUUUGCGCUUCAGUUCAGAUUUCAAGGAUUUAGGAACCAGUCAAAUUGAAGAAAUGAAAACGAUAUGCAGCAGGAGAGGAGGAAGAGACAAACAACCGGAGGUCUUCACGCUCACCAAGCCUCCAACUACAAAGCAAUGUACGGCUGGUCAGGUUCUUUGAAAUAAUCUAUUGAUGAAAACAGCCUUAAGACGGUUUGAUGAAUGGCACUCGACCUGAGGAUGCUCUUUUUUUUUCUUUUUUUUUUUUUUAAAGCUGUGUGCUCUGAUUUCAGAGCAGUCCCUUCACAACUGCAGCGCUGCCUUUUCUCAGGCUGGGAGACAAUUUUAAAGAUGCUGUUACCUUUCUCAAGUCAGUCAAAAUAAAUUGCUUUUGAUUCUAUAUUAUGCAUAUUUCAAGUCCAAAUGAAGUGGUCAACAGAAAACUUGGCAAAGCUGCUUUAGCGGGUGGAGACAUUGAUCUGUCCUCCUCCCCUCUCUAAUCAAAAAAUUCAAAAUGUUUUUUGUUUCAAGGGAUAGCUCAAAAAUUUAAUUAUUGUCCUAAUUUCAUUUUCUUUUCCAGUUUAGGACCUUUUCUCACUGUUUAUCAACUGUCUAAAAUACCCCUCCAAAAAAGUUCAAAAUGUCUUAACAAGAAUUUAAUAUCCUAAAAAUGGAUCUCAUUUAAAAAAAAAUUGCGCAAUAUAUGCAGCACCACCCAUCUGAAAAAUCGUCUUUUUUCCCUUACAAUAUGCAGUACACAUGCAAGAGAAUAAUAUGCAUUUGUUCACAAAAUGUAUAUUUUUAUCACUUCCCCCGCACUAUGUAUUAUAAUCAUACAAUUUUUGAAAACGGCAUUUAAAAAAAAUACUUUAUGCACAUCAUAAGUAUGACAUAACUGAUUCAUUUACAAAACUAAAGUUACAAUAAACUCCUGGUGAUAAACUUGUGACAAAUGGCUUAUAAAAUUGAUUUAAUUUCAGUAAAAUAUUGGUGAUAAACAUGUAAUAAAGGGUUUAUAACUUGAAUUUAAAUUCUUUAAGAAGUGUACAUAUAUCAGUUAUUACAUGUUUCAGUUAUACAUACUGAGCUGUUCAUGUCCGUGCUCUUUUAACCAAAUGCCGUUUACAUUGGAUUUUUACUGUUUCCCUCAUUUUUGUCAUAAAUAACAAAUUCAUAAAAUUGUUUAAAAAAACAUUUCAGUUGUUGGUAUAGAGGCCGUCGACAGGAUGAAAUGUGUAUUCCUCACACUGCUGGAGAAGCAUGCCUUAAAUCGGGUGAAAUAAAUGUAAAAAACGGAACGAAAAAGGUGAACUUCUGGAUCUGCUUUAUUUCAAAUUCUGAAUGUAGGACAAAAGUUCAAUUUUAUUUUUUUCACGGAAUGCAGAUGCGUAACAAUUGAAUGCGUUUUUCUCUUCUAUCCUGCGAUUUUAAAUGCUCUUAUUUUUUAGGGCAAGUGUCUUUCUUUCUUUUUUUUUUUGUUAGGUUUAAUCACUCUAUUUUUUUUUAAUCCCCUUUGAAAAUAGAUUUUAGCCUCUCAAUGCCCCUAACUAAAAACUGUUAACUUCACUCCGCCAUCGAUAAGCUAACCCCUCCCUUUAUUGGUGCCUUAUGCAACUCUAUACAGUCUUAUCAGUUACUUACAAGACCGAUGCAAAGAUGAAUUUACUGUUUUGGUGUGAUUAUUCAUUUCCUUUCUUAAGAAUCCGUGCUUAAUUUAAGAGAAAUCGAUUGAGCACUUUUAAUUUGUUCUUUUUUUAUUCUAUUGGUUGUCUUGCUGACCUGUAAAUGCACUGAUGUUAAAAGUAACCUGAUGUUGUACAAAGAUGGGUGUGUGAUAAUAAUUAAAGUUGUGUAUCGGUUGGAAGA